AUGUGUAUGGGAGCCACGUGCCCAGACUGCUCGAAGAAGUCGUGGCGCGGCUGCGGCCAGCAUAUCCCGAGCGCCCUGUCCGGGGUUCCGGAGGACGAGUGGUGCACGUGUGACCCGAGGGUCGAGAUCGACGGCAAGUCGUACCCUCAUGCGGCCCGCGUCGCCAUCCCCGGCGCGUCGUGGCUGAGCGGGCUGGUCGGGGGCGGCGGUGAUCACAAGAAGGAGGGCAAGGAUGAGCUGUGA
This is a messenger RNA of Diaporthe citri, 243 nucleotides long. RefSeq lists its product as uncharacterized. Lineage: Eukaryota; Fungi; Ascomycota; Sordariomycetes; Diaporthales; Diaporthaceae. The transcript is spliced from 2 exons. The record is from RefSeq and is a predicted model, not a curated record. The coding region runs from base 1 to 243 and encodes 80 amino acids.